UGGGUGGUUGAUAUCUACUAUUGGAUGUUGUUUGUUUACUGAUAAGACUAAGAGUCGGCUUUUUUCAAAGAUCUUGCUUGAUCUCGAUAGACUGGAUGAUGUACCGAAAUAUUCUUGGGGAUCGGCUUGUUUAGAUUUUCUUUACCGCCAGCUAGGUGUAGCUUCACGGUCAGAGUCACGAGGUAUCGGAGGUUGUUUGAUGCUUCUUCAGGCGUGGAUUUAUGAGCAUUUUCCUUGUUUCCGACCUCGCUCGGUCCGAAAAGAUGUAGGACCUGAUGAACCUCUAGCAUCGAGUUGGGUUUAUGCUGCUGAGAGUAAGGACAAGUAUAGAUUGGUUUCGUUUCGUGCUAGGCUUGAUAGAUUGACACCAGAGGAGGUUGUGUGGACACCAUUUUGCGACGACCCCGCUGUUCAGUGUCCGAGAACUGUUUACAUGGGGCCAAUAUGUUAUCGUGAUAUCGGUGAGAUGUAUAACCUUGAUCGUGUUACUAGGCAGUUGGGGUAUAUGCAGCGUAUUCCGCAGGAUGUCCUGUUCAUUGGCAAAGCGUAUAGGCCACCUAACUUUAGGCAUUAUGAGGUGGAUUUCCACGACUUGUCAUAUGUAUCAAAGUGGUGGGAUCGUUUUGCAGCCGGUUACUCCUCUUGCCUGAUUCUCUCGUCUUUGGCGCCUGUUCCUGAAGGUGUGCCUUACGCGUUUGAUGAGCAGUACAUGAGUUGGUUCCUCGAAUGGUCUCAUCCACACAUUACUCCUGGUUUUGGUGAAGUUCCGGUGGUUACGCCUAUACAUGAUCGGACUCAUACCGAAUAUUGGGUUGGCCGAUAUGAGCAAGUGAUCCAUGCGUUAUUACAAGAGAAGAAUGAUCCGAGUCACCCGACUACAUUAGCCGCUACAGAGUUCAAGAGUGGAAGGUUGUUUGUGAUAGCAUGUGAUCGUAUGAGAGUUUCUAUAGACUUUGUUAUUGAUUUCAUUUUGUGGACAUUUUAUGGAUUUUAUAUGUAAUUUCGUUUUAGACUUUGUUAUUUAUUUCAUAUCGUGGACACUUUAUGGAUUUGUAUGUAAUUUCGUUUUAUGGACAAUUUAUUUGAUUACAUUUUAUGGACUUUAUAUCUA
This is a messenger RNA of Spinacia oleracea (spinach), 1111 nucleotides long. Its product is annotated as protein MAINTENANCE OF MERISTEMS. Gene Ontology annotation, biological process: meristem maintenance; meristem development. NCBI's taxonomy places the organism in Eukaryota, Viridiplantae, Streptophyta, Magnoliopsida, Caryophyllales, Amaranthaceae. Bases 200 to 1000 code for a protein of 266 amino acids. The record is from RefSeq and is a predicted model, not a curated record. The transcript is spliced from 3 exons.